CAUUGCCAAGGCAACAGGGGUAGCCAAGGGAGGGCGUGGCAGCAUCCUGGGUGUCAGACAGGAGAGAGCUUGCCCUUUCAAGCAUGAGCCAUACCACCUGGCUCCCCAACUCCCAGUGUGCUCUUAGCUCUGCCUGUCUAGCUUAGGGUCCUGGAGACCUUCUUGGAGUUCGUCCAGCAACCAUCAUGCAAGGUGGUGCUGGGGGCCAUCCUCUUGCUGGGAGGUGGAGGCCUCAUGCUGUGGGCUCAGAGGAAGAGAAGUAAGGUACCCCCUGAGUCCACACAAGAUGAGUCACCAGAAUCCCACAAAGAAAACGAAAGCUGGAUCAAAUCUCACUUCAGCUGCCUGUCUAAGGAGAAACUGGCCCCUGACAACCAUGCCAGCACCAGCAGCAGUGUCAUCCAGCCUGAGAACAGGAGUGGGAAAACCAGCACCACCAUUCGUGUGGAGACCGUCACCUCCAGGCCCAGGGAAGCGGGCACAGGUCUGCACCGGGAAUCUGUCACCAGCAGGCAGAAGAUGUCUGGGUCCGCCGUGACCAAGGAGACCCACAGGGAGUCAGGAAAGCCCUCGUCCAUGGACAAGGCCACAUGGGCUGGUGUGGCUGCUUGUGUCAAGGAGAUUGAUGCCAAGGGGCAGCAUGUGGCUAACUCUAUGCUGCAGCGAGCCACGGCUUACCAGCACUCAGGCCACCUGGAUUCCAGGGACAUCAACCCGGAGGAGCUGAAGGCCCUUGAAGAGGUGGAGAUGAAACUGAAGAGGAGUUUCCUCACCCAGCAGGAAGCCACCAUGGCUGGUGCCAACCACACACGCACUUUCUAUGGUCACCAGAGCCACCAGAGUCAUGCCGGCCACCCGAGCCACCAGAGUCAGACGGGCCACCAGAGCCAACAGAAUCACCCAGGGCACCUGAGCCACCAGAGCCAUAGCCUGCCCAACCGCAGCCACCAGAUGUAUAAUUCUUGAAGCUGCCAAAGCACAUGCCCCUUCCCCCAGCAGGGCUGGCCCAUACCAACAGGCCUGUUUUCUCUUCUACGGGGAAACUUACGUGGCCCAGGGUGAGAUGCUGUCACCAAAAUCCUUUCUUCCUCAGCCCCUUCCCCAGGGGUCUUGAGUAGUCUCUUCCAUAGAGGAUGGACCCUGCUGGAGGAAGAGCUGCAGGGAAGUGAGGCAGCUGUGACAGACCCUGAGGCCCCUGAAGACCCACCAAGAGGAAACAGACGAGGCAGACCCCAGGAGCGGCCAAGAGCCCCACUGACGCUGAAUGCCUGGAACGGAGCCAAUAAAGCCUUGUAUUCCCUCA
This is a messenger RNA of Chinchilla lanigera (long-tailed chinchilla), 1303 nucleotides long. It is a transcript of the gene CUNH10orf62, whose product is annotated as chromosome unknown open reading frame, human C10orf62. The record is from RefSeq and is a predicted model, not a curated record. The transcript has a single exon. Lineage: Eukaryota; Metazoa; Chordata; Mammalia; Rodentia; Chinchillidae. The coding region runs from base 235 to 966 and encodes 243 amino acids.